Molecule: messenger RNA, 4253 nt
Organism: Orbicella faveolata
Lineage: Eukaryota; Metazoa; Cnidaria; Anthozoa; Scleractinia; Merulinidae
Molecular function (GO): phospholipid binding
Source: RefSeq, a predicted model, not a curated record
UGAAAAAGCUCCAAAUUUUCCACCAUUCCGUUUUGUUUGUCUAAGUUAUAACGUCACUCGCGCGCUUCGCUAUUCAGAUCAGGUGAUAUUACUAUUGUGCAAUCUGUCACACGCAACUGAAUGCAUGAGGGUGCGUACAAACAGACCAGUUGUAAGCUCCCAAGUGAAUCAUCACGUGUUCUGAUCUAGGUGGCAACAAGAAUGAAAACACGUUCAGCGAAUCUGUCUAUAACCCAAAUACAUGUAUGAAAAAGAUAACAUCACGUGGUCUGUAGGCAAUUUAUAUUCGUCAUUAAUCAUUUGUAAUGAAAUUUUAGUUCUGUUCCGAAAUGAAUUUCACAUGACUGAUUUCACUGUCAAGAUAAAAAUAGCGCGGAAUACGCUUUGAAAUAUUCUGCAACGUGUAUCUGUGAUGUGGGAAAAAUGUAGUUUAUCAUAAAUGUUAUUGUUUGCAAAAUAAAGAAAGGUAGUUUUUAUUAAAUUUAGCUGACAUCCGCGAAAAAUUUGUUUCGUUUUUUUUGCCAGAAUGUAGCAGGAUAUUUAAUUAAUUAAACCUGGUUUACUUUUAAUAUCCUAAGCAGAAGUAAGCGCCUUGCCUAAUUUGGAUCUUCCAAUUUUCAACAACUGAAGAAACAUGUCACUGGAAACGAGACUUGAAGUCAAAUGUUUGACAGUUGUACCGUUAAACCGCAAUUGAAACCCCGCCGGACUUAUAUUGAAUUUGCCGCGACAUUUAUCUAAUAAUGUUACGCAUGCGCGGACCUUAAAGUUAUUUCACCGUCUUACAACAAGGGAAAUCAGAGAAGUAUAGAUAUUUUUCUCGAUUGCAGUUACUGAUUCUUCGAAAAAUUCUAGAUUGCUGAUAUAAUAACAGUUCCUCGUCGAUAUUCGCUCUUUUUUUAACUGCACGAAGUAUUUGUAAAGUAAAACUAUUGUCACUGUUUCUUGCUGCAAACGCUCCUGUUUCCGUUAUUUUUGUCUUGGCACGUUUAGAAUGUUUAGGGUUGAACUGAAUGGCUCUCCAUAUUGACUGCUUUUUACAGAUAAAAGUUUUUCAGUAUUGACUAAGUACAGAGCUCCGAGAUUAGCAAUCUAGAUUUUUCAAGUUGAUUCUGUUAGAUUAAAUUAGGAGCCAAGAAAAUUGGAUCAGUAAAAAUUGAUGGCAUGCGAAAUAGGCCAUGUACUACAAUGUACGCCAUACACAUCAAGUCUUCAGUGAAAAAUCCAGGCUUAGAAAAAAUAUCUGUAUCGAUAAAUCUUGUUAGGAUAAAAUUGCGCUCGAAAAGCUUUUAAGACUGGGCUUCGAUUCAUGCAAAUUGCGAUCCAAUUCCCUUUGGUAAUGACGCAUUUGGACAGUAAAUGUCAGUUUAUAUCUCCAUUAAUAAAAGGCCAUCUAUUUCCAUUUGCGUGCUGAAAUUUAGCACCAGAAGAUCCAAUGAGAGUUUGUGCGUAGGUUUCUUUAGCACAAGCUUUACCGCGUCCAUGACUGGUAAUGGAGACUAAAUCACGUCGACACGAUCGCGUGGAAAGAAAAACACAACAAAGCACAACAAAGUUAUCUCUGAAAUUUUCAAUGACGUGACUAUAUUUUUAGAAGUGUGUUUUAUUGCUCUUCUGUCCACAAGCACUCAAGCAAGGCUUUGCAAAUGUUAUGCUAAACAGGUGUGAUGUAACCUCUCACAGAUACUUUAUUCAUACAUGAAGAAUAUACAAAACAAUUUCGCUCAUACGCAUGCUUUUUCCUUCUCGCCCUCAAAAGUUCCGGUUUGUGGAAAAUUGAUGGCGAAGCGUGAUCGGCGAGGAACAUGUUAUUCUAAGCACUGAACAAUUAUUGGAUUUACGACGAACACACAGAGCAAGAGCGGUCUUUAUUACUCAAAACUUGCUGCCUUUAGCUCUUGGUUGUGAUGUCUUCUCCGCGGCCUUGGCGAAAAACCUUUUGACAAGAUGAAAAGCGUGAUCUUCUGUACCAUUUCGUUCAUAUAUUUGAAUUCGUACAGCCUUGUUGAAGGGGAGGCAACUUCGAAGCCAUCAUCAGAAACAAGCAAGCAAUUUACUGUUCCACAGCCAGCGAUAAUAUUUCUGGGAUUCCUUGGAGUAUGUCUCGUGCUUGUGUUUCUCUUGUACAAGAUUCUGCAUUCCGAUGUAUGCAAACUCGAUCGAAACAAACUGGCCGGCGUGCAAGAAGCGGAUUACGUGGAGCUUGGGCAAUCACCCGCCAUGGGCGAGGAUUCCAUGGAUGAAUCGGACAGUGUAGAUUUCAUUCAACCUGAGACAACUGCAAGCGACAGGGAAAGCGAUGACCUUGUUUUGAAAAAACCCAAAUACAUUAAGAGCAAGAGUUUGAGCGAUUUGCUCUCUGACAAACCGCGUCAAGCGCCUGCCCAGAGAAAGCUGACUCAAUGGGAGAGGCCUUCAGUUGAAGCUGUUAAAGCAAUAAGUCAUCUAAAUGUCCUUUCUGCUUACGGCGAUACGGCCGGUGCGCAGCGAGCCAGGCGAAACAAAGCUCCGAGUCGUGAAUCAAGAGGCGAGAUCAACUGCGUUGCGAAACUGCAAGUUUCCGUAGGAUUUUCUCAGACAGCGCAGCGAUUAGAAGUGACUAUCAUCCGCGCACAGGACUUCCCCGAAGCAAUUUCUGUCGGUAGUGCUACUUCGGCGAUGUCAAUUCACUUGACAUUAAUGCCGUCGAAGAGAUAUCGAUUCAAAACGAAGACAAAGGCGACCUCUGAUGUCACUAUUAACGAAACGUUUGUCAUGCGCGGGAUUUCUGCGAAUGAACUGAUGGAAAGCAGUUUUCGCUUUCGGAUCUACGCGCAAGGCUCCAUGAAGACUGGAAAACUGCUGGGAGAAACACAAACACACGUCACUGACUUUGAUUUGGAUGACGUCGUGUCUACGAUGUGGAUUAUGGUGCCGCCAGCCGCCGAGGAACAAAAGAAACCUCCCAAGAAAAGGAAACAAUAAAUGGAGCUCAUAGGUACUAAACUGAAAAAACCCAGUCUGAUUAUUUCUUCCUAUCGUUUAUUGGCUUUCCAGACUCCGGCAGUAUACAGUAUGUGCAGCUUAGUGUGAAAACCAACAUAAACACUGUCAAAAAUCGACAAGAAAAAUUAUCACAAGGACGAAGAUCAUGUUAAGUUUUCAUCCCUGUUGGAAGAAUUUGACUUUAAGUUUCGUUUGUUUUGUUCCUUAGUGCUUGAAACUGUUACAAACAGGUAGAGAAUUCAUUUUGGCGAAAAAAGUGUGGAGAUAAAGUCGAGCCUCCUGUAGUAGAUUCUUCCAACAAGACUCCUCCACCGACAAUGCACAAUUACCCUUCCUGCAGCGCCUCUAGACCUGAAUUCAUAAUGACCUAAUUGCCCUUUUGCAUCUUUUGCUAAACGGCAAGGGACAAUGUUUUCUGUUUUGUAUGUUCUCAAAACUAUCUGGAAAAUCACUCACUCAGUGCGUGUGUCAUUUCACGUACAAUCUCUGAUCACACUCAAGUUUUUUCUUGGUUAGAGUGUAAAGAAGACAACGAAAUUGAGGUCUGAAAGGAGGCUGUAUUUACAGGUUUUCCCACGCACUUUACCUUUUAAGGACACGCUUAUUCAUUUCCUUGACACUGGGCAGAUGUUAAAACGCAGGAUUCGGCACAAAAAUACCUGCCCUGGGCUAGAGAUAAUUUUAAGCUGAAACUGUUCGAACGGAAGUUCGAAAUUGUGUUUGAAAGUUCACGAUAAUUGUAUUUGCAAGGCACGAUGCCUUUUUCAAAUUUUUAUGUAAGAAAAAUACCCUGUCUUAAUAAGCAGACUUCAUGAAUAAGUUUUAUCUUAUUUCAGAAGGAAAUAAACUGCAUAAAUUAUUUUGUUUUAAGAACAGCUGUUAUCCUUGGGGUAACUGUAUUUGAAUACUGCUUCAAACAGAAAUUACUUUCAGGAUUUCACCUGAACCAAUGUCAGACCAAAAUGUACUAUUUCUCUUUAAGAUUAUUCAGUAUGUUGUAAAAUGCAGGCAAAAUUUAUUUUACUAGUAAUUUUCGCCGCCUAGCUUGUAAAACGCCAGGCGGUAGCUUCACAUUGUAAGGACUGGGUCCGAGAUUUAGUGGGAACUGAGUGAUCGAUCCCAGGUCUCGUGCAGCGAAUAAUAAAUUUUCAUAUUAAAACCUGAAAUGCACUCUCAGUUUCUUUUACUUUAAGCGAAACAGGAUUUCACUGUUUCGCUUUUGUAAGUCCCCUCGCAACUAAUUGAUUAAAACGUAUCAUGUGACUCGA